Molecule: messenger RNA, 394 nt
Organism: Brenthis ino (lesser marbled fritillary)
Lineage: Eukaryota; Metazoa; Arthropoda; Insecta; Lepidoptera; Nymphalidae
Source: the annotation of a GenBank genome assembly
UGCAGACGCGCGGUCGCCUCUCUACCAUCAGCUCGCUGAGAGCAGGCAGAAAGGCAAAGCUGGGGACUCAAUCCCCGACAUAAUUCGUAUAAUUUAUAGGGCAGUAUGGAGCCAGUGGACGCACAGUGAUUCUGUACGCCGCCACACGUAUGGCCCUGCCUCAAUACACACACACACUAGGAAUCCGGAAGCAGUUGAGCAUAAUUCAGAGAGGUUUUUGCGCAGAAGCUUUUGCGCAGAAGAUGUGAAAGGCAUACGCACGGUGUCCUCUGAACUCUGCUCUAUUUGCUCUCUGGGAUACUCCCUCUCCGAUCUCAGAUCCGUGAGGCAGCGGAAUUGUACGAGUUCAGAAGGGGGGGUAGGGGGCUGGGAAGAGAUGGGAAGAUCGAGAGGU